AUGUACUUCACACCACCGAGGAUUGGGAAUUCGUUUUUGAUUCCUCAAGCAUUCAAACACAGACACCACUCUCAUAAAUCACGUUCGAAAAUCACUGAAUCAAGAAUUGCUCUUGAUUUCAUUGGUGAUAAAUCAAAGAAUGCAACUGGUAACUCCUCGGUGUCUUACGCAUCGCAGAAGAUAUUUGGUCUUUUGAUGGACCUCACCGAAGAUUUUUCAAAACUGGAAUAUACAAAACUAUCGUUUCAAAGGGUGUUUCGCAUUCCUAGAAUGAGAAGCGAGCUUCCAAAAAUCUGCAACACCCUGAUUAGUAAUGGUCGCUUACAAGAAGGAGUCUCCUGCCAUGAACUCCGAAAAGUUGUUGAUCAACUUACAACUUAUAAGUACCUCAACAACACUCACAGAGCAGCUCGGAUUUUGAGAGCUAUUUUUAAAGAAAAGGAUAUUCAAUUCAUACACUCUGUCAAGUAUUCGAACAGGUUACUCGAUUUCUUUUUGGAAAGAAACGAUGAAAUUAUGAUUAAAAGAAUAUUUCGCAGAUUGGAAAAGGAUGACAAGAAACCAAACGCAAUGACAUUCAAUCUUUUGGGAGUUCAUUAUCUUAAAAAUACCAGCAAUUUCUUAGAGCGUUUGAUGAUCUGGGAAUUUAUAUUGCUUCGAAUGAAGACUUUGGGCAUAAAUGUGGAUUUAUGCUCGUACUACAUUUCGUUAAGCCUUAUCCCCUCUGAGGUUCCCGCAAAACAAGAACUGAAACAACUAAUGAUAUCUCAUGGUCUUCAUCUUAAUGUUCCAGGAUUUUGCGACAUUGAGCUCACUGAUAUGAUGAACCAAGGGGCUUCUUUGAGCGAAGUUCUUGAAUAUUUCCAUAAUGCAGAAGGGAAGCUUGACACUAACUGCAUGAAUAGUGCAAUAUUCAAAUAUCUUCAAGGAGAAGACGAUUUUAAAGGUGCUUGGAGAUUCAUGAACAUACAGAGAUCAUACAGAGAUCUUGUUCCAAGAUCAUCGACUGUUACCAUAUUUACCAAAUACUGCAUACAGCACCAACGUUUGGCUCUUGCGGUCAGCAUCUUGAACACUUUCUUAAAUGACUUUGGACUAAGCAGCUCCCCUGCUUUGAACAUAAUCAUGAGGCACAUACUUACGACUUACGAUUCUUCAGAUUCAAAAUGGAUCAAUCCCCUUCUCAAAUUCAUAUUCAUACACCAUUUCAAAAACUCUAUCAACAACUAUCAGCGAACAGACGUCCUUUUUCGCCAGCUGAAGCAUGAAUUUGGCAUAGAAUUGGACAAACUGCCAGACUUCAAUGAUCUCGACCCAGUUGAUCGUCGCAUCUACGAUUCGUUGCAGUCUCUCGUGAUAGACGAUUCAACCAACAGUUUUGACGAUCUUAACGCCCAAAAAUUGAAGGGAAUGAUCAUCAAUUGGUAUUUGAGUGGGGACGCUGGACACGCUAUUAAAGAAAAUACCAAGCUUGAACUACCAAUAUGGCUCGCUGAAAUACUGGCAAUAUGUUCGAUAUCCGAUUCGUCGCCAUCCAGUGAAAAUGAGGACGGCGAUACUACCUUUCUUAAACUUCUGGAACCUGAGUUCUUUUCACCUGCGUUUCUCAAUUUUCUUAAAUCUGAUGCCUUGAUGUUGAAUCUGAGUCCCUACGUGUUUUAUUACCGAAUUGUCACUAAAUGGUCUUUCAUGUUUGGAGAUGUUGAGCUUGUUGAGCUGAUCAGCAAGGCGCUUAUUGAUCGAGCAUGUGAGUUGAACGAUUUGAGUUUCAAACUUAAUGAUCACUUCAGUGGAAACAAUCUUGAAUUCAUGAACAACUUAGACGGUUUUGAGAAACAGCUUUUCAAGAACAGCCAUAAAUCAUACAAAGAUUUGAAGUCCUGGUGGCUUCAGAAGCCAAGUUAA
Molecule: messenger RNA, 1905 nt
Organism: Ogataea philodendri
Lineage: Eukaryota; Fungi; Ascomycota; Pichiomycetes; Pichiales; Pichiaceae
Exons: 3
Coding region: 1-1905 (634 amino acids)
Biological process (GO): mitotic DNA replication initiation
Cellular component (GO): GINS complex
Source: RefSeq, a predicted model, not a curated record